CCUUGCCAAGCUGGAGAAGUCCUUUUAUCUAGAAUAUUUCCCAGCUAACGAUCGGGUUGGGUUCUAUAAUCUCUGGAAUUUUCUUCCGUACCUAGAAACUAGAAUCAAGGCCAAUGCCGGGCGACGAUUGUGUUGUGAUUCAGAAUGGGAACAAACCCGACGACCCUCACAUGAUUACCGUCAAUUGUCUGGACAAGCUCGGCCUCGGUUGCGAAACUUGUCGAACCAUCCUCGAUUUCGGCCUCAACAUCAAAAAAGGAGAUGUUUCAACUGAUGGGAGAUGGUGCUAUUUAGUGAUGUGGGUGUUUCCUCAAUCUUCCACGCGUGUUGUGAAAUGGGCCAAAUUGAAGGAGCGCCUUCUGUCACUCUGUCCGCCAUUCUCCAAUUUAGUUUACUUACCAUCCCCAAAAGCUCGCACUGCCUCAACCUACCUCAUGACGCUUUAUUGUCUUCGUCGGAGUGGAUUAUUGCAUGAUGUUACCCAAUUUCUCUGCGAGUGUGAGCUCUCCGUCCAAAGAUUAAAAGUGACGACAACUCCAGAUGAUCGUUUGCUGGAUCUUUUCAUAAUAAAAGAUCACUUGGAGGUCCUAAAUAUAAAAGAGAAACAAGAGGAAUUGUGUGAGCAGUUGCGUGCUGUUCUAGGUGAAUCAUGCAUUAGUUGUGAGCUCAAGCUAGUAGGCCCAGGCCCACCGUAUGAAAACCUUCCGUGUAUCUCUGCUCUCUCCCCUUCAGUCACCAAUGAAUUAUUUAGAUGUGAAUUAUCAGAAAAUGAAACUCACUUACAAGAGCUUAGCCCAGAUGUGAUGAAAUUGAAGGAAUCUACUGUGACAAUAGAUAAUUCCUUGAGCUUUGCUCAUACAUUGAUUCAGAUUAGUUGCGCUGAUUACAAGAGCUUCCUUUAUGACAUUACACGAGCGUUGAAGGACUGCAAUGUUCAGGUAACAUAUGGCCGUUUCUCUGCUGCUAAUAAGGGCCAGCGGGAACUAGAAGUAUUUGUCCAGCACAAAAAUGCGGAAAAAAUUCUGGAUCCUGAGAAACAAGCUUCAAUAUGUUCCUGCUUGAAAGUGGAAUUGCUUCACCCUUUACGGGUGGUUAUCUCAAAUCGUGGGCCGGAUACUGAACUUCUGGUAGCCAAUCCAUUGGAGCUAUCAGGAAUGGGAAGACCACGUGUUUUCUAUGACGUUACAUUUGCCCUAAAGACCCUUGGGAUCUGCAUCUUUUCGGCGGAAAUCGGAACGCACUCAACAGUAGAUCGUGAAUGGGAGGUCUACAGAUUCCUCUUAGACGAGAAUUGCAACUUUGACUUGUCGACAAUGGAGGGUAAAAAUCAUAUAGUAGAUAGGGUCAGGAGAACAUUGAUGGGCUGGUGAGGUUUUCCUUUUGUUCAAGUUAUACACUAAGCAACAACCCCCACCCACAAGUUUGCACUCCCAAGCAUUUGUACAGUGCAUCAAAGUUUCUUCACGGCUUUGGUUGCAUUUAGUUUAAUUUUUCAUUUUUCAUCA
Messenger RNA from Ipomoea triloba (trilobed morning glory), 1505 nucleotides. RefSeq names its product ACT domain-containing protein ACR9-like. The transcript is spliced from 6 exons. NCBI's taxonomy places the organism in Eukaryota, Viridiplantae, Streptophyta, Magnoliopsida, Solanales, Convolvulaceae. The coding region runs from base 114 to 1370 and encodes 418 amino acids. The record is from RefSeq and is a predicted model, not a curated record.